Molecule: messenger RNA, 1168 nt
Organism: Brachypodium distachyon (stiff brome)
Lineage: Eukaryota; Viridiplantae; Streptophyta; Magnoliopsida; Poales; Poaceae
Product: monothiol glutaredoxin-S4, mitochondrial
Exons: 6
Coding region: 226-768 (180 amino acids)
Source: RefSeq, a predicted model, not a curated record
GCGUAUCAGAUCGGUGCGGCGGGCCUAGAUCUCUCCACAUCACCCCCGUCCACGGUCCAUCCGUCCCAGUCCCACGACCGCUUCGCCGCCUCGCCGCUCGCCGCGGCCGCCUCCACCGGCCUGCUCCUCCCGCAGUUCCUAUUGGGACCUAGCGCCGUCCGAACGCGUGCCAACCAGUUCGCAGUAACCAAGUUUCGCCCUAUCCAUCGCUGCGGGGAGAUAAUCAUGGCGAGGUUGGUGUCGACUGCCCUCGUCAGGGGGAUCGCGAGGUCGUGCCGCGCGUCGAGCACAGCGGCGGCUAUGGCACAACCCACUUUCCAACAGUUCAUGGCCUACUCAUCACAAGUUGAUGAUUCUAAUGCAAACAUGGCAUCAAGUACAACACGGGUAACUGCUGAUCCGGAUACACAUCAAGAUUUCCAGCCUACAAGCAAAGGUUCUGACUCAUCUUUGCAUGACAUCGUUGCUCAGGAUAUCAAGGAGAAUCCAGUCUUGAUCUACAUGAAGGGUUAUCCUGAUGCUCCCAGGUGUGGGUUCAGUGCACUGGCUGUUAAGGUUCUCCAGCAAUAUGGUGUUUCUAUCAGUGCUAGAGAUAUUCUGAGUAAUAUGAAGCUCAAGGAGAGUGUCAAAGCUCACACUAACUGGCCUACCUUUCCACAAAUAUUUAUCAAAGGAGAGUUCGUUGGAGGAUCUGACAUCAUAUUAAACAUGCACCAGAAAGGUGAGCUUAAGGAUCUACUUGGUGAUGUUGCACAAAAGGGCGAAUAAGACAGAGCCCCAUGAAGCAAGCCACAGUAUGUUAGCAUUAGCAUGGAGAUGGAUGCUUUCUUCGUGUGACUUCAUCUCCGGUGCCCCUACACAUCAUUGGAUGCAGAUUUGCGAUCUCCUUUUGCCAAUCGUGACGAACAAUCCCUCAAUACUAAUAGCAUCCAAGUUCUGUUCGAUGAUUAAUAAAUGACACUAAGUUUCUACUUUUUUUACCUUGUGCUGUUUAUGCCUGAUAGAUCUUGAGGUUCCAAUACGUCAGGUGCUUUGUGUUGGAUUUUAUUUUGGACUUCCACUUGAGCUGCAAUAACAAAUGUUAAGGGUUUUGUGUACUUAUAAUAUAUAGAGGCUCAUGUGCUACUCGUCGAGUGAAUUGUGAUUGCGCUUGCGCUUUGUGGUCUCA